AUGGUGGGAAUUAGACCAGAAUUUAGAUUUUCGAGCAAUCCGAGGCGAGUACAACAAUCGAAACGACAGGACACAGUAACUGGAUUUUUACUGGCUGGAGUAGGCAAUGUGGAUUUGCGAAGGAAGACAAAUUAUCUUAUUGUGGACUCGAAAACAACGGUGAAACAAAUUGAGGAUGCAUUCAAAGAGUUCACAACAAGAGAGGACAUUGCAAUAGUGAUGAUCAGUCAAUUUGUUGCAAACAUGAUAAGGUUUCUAGUGGAUAGCUACAAUAAGCCAGUUCCAGCAAUUUUGGAGAUUCCUUCCAAGGACCAUCCUUACGAUCCUACACAUGAUUCUGUUCUUUCACGAGUGAAGUACCUCUUCUCUGCUGAAUCAGUGGCAUCUGGGAGGCGUUAAAUUCUCACCUACAUAGUUGAUUUAUUUCCGCCCAUUGUUAUAUCAUGUUUCAGCACCAUUUCCCUUGAGUUGCGUAUCGUGUCCUGAAUCAUUUAUCUUUUUGCACUUGAGUUAUUUGUUUUCUUAAUUUUUUUUUCAUGAAACUUGUUUAAGAUGCGGCGUA
Messenger RNA from Camellia sinensis, 562 nucleotides. The record is from RefSeq and is a predicted model, not a curated record. NCBI's taxonomy places the organism in Eukaryota, Viridiplantae, Streptophyta, Magnoliopsida, Ericales, Theaceae.